Trifolium pratense (red clover) is the source of this 2347-nucleotide messenger RNA. Its product is annotated as pentatricopeptide repeat-containing protein At1g03540. The transcript has a single exon. The record is from RefSeq and is a predicted model, not a curated record. Gene Ontology annotation, biological process: RNA modification. NCBI's taxonomy places the organism in Eukaryota, Viridiplantae, Streptophyta, Magnoliopsida, Fabales, Fabaceae. Bases 197 to 2059 code for a protein of 620 amino acids. Gene Ontology annotation, molecular function: protein binding; RNA binding.
UGAGACAAGCAAAUCGAAUAGCUAAGCAUCUAGUUUUAUAGUCAGUCCCCAAAUCUUUAAUUAUUGUCAACCUUAUAUUGAAACUAUUAUUAUCAAUAAAAUGCACUAAGUUUAUUUUUAUAAAAAAAAACAAAAAAAAAAAACUCUUCUCCCCAAAGAUAAAAUAACAAAACUCUUGUUUUGUGCUUGAACAAUUAUGAGUUUGAUGAUGAAGAAGAAGCUACAUCCCAGUUUCCUCUCCACCGACUCCAAAAUCCUUCAACUCUUAAAAAAUGGCGCUCUCUCUGAAUCAAUCCAUCUCCUCAACACUUGUCAACCAACAACCAUCUCUCUCAAACCAGUCAUCUACGCUUCUCUCCUUCAAACCUGCGUCAAAACCUCCUCAUUCCACCACGGCACUUCCUUCCAUGCCCACAUCAUCAAAUCUGGUCUCCACUCCGACCGCUUCGUCGGUAACAGUCUCCUCACUCUCUACUUCAAAUUAAACCCCGGCCCCCAUUUAUCUCAUGCCCGUCAGCUCUUCGAUUCACUCUCUUACAAAGAUGUUAUUUCAUGGACUUCUCUCAUUUCCGGUUACACUCGCUCCUGUCUACCACUCCAUUCACUCUCACUUUUUAAACAAAUGUUGGCUUUUCCAAUUCAGCCUAAUGCAUUCACUUUAUCUUCUGUUAUUAAAGCUUGUUCCCAGCUUAAUGAGUUAAACAUCGGCCGAUGUUUUCAUUCCAUGGUUAUAUUCCGUGGUUUUGAUUCGAACAUUGUUGUUUGUUGUGCUUUGAUUGACAUGUAUGGUUGGAAUCGAGCGGUCGAGGAUGCACGAAAGGUGUUCGAUGAAUUGCCUGAAAGAGAUGAUGUGUAUUGUUGGACUGCGGUUAUAUCCACUUUUACUCGGAAUGAUAUGUUUAAAGAGGCGUUGGAUUUGUUUUAUGUUAUGCAUAGGGUUCGUGGAUUGGUUCCUGAUGGUUUCACUUUUGGGACGGUGGUGACUGCUUGUGCUAAUUUAGGGUUGUUGAGGCAAGGUAAGGAGGUUCAUGCUAAGGUUGUUAGUUUAGGUUUUGGGGGGAAUGUUGUUGUUGAGAGUAGUUUAUUGGAUAUGUAUGGAAAAUGUGGGUCUGUUAGGCAUUCUAGGAUUUUGUUUGAUAGGUUGAGUGAUAAUAACAAUUUUGUGUCUUGGACUGCAAUGCUUGGUGUGUAUUGUCAGAAUAAGGAAUAUCAAAAUGUGCUUGAUCUUGUUAGGGAGAGAGGGGUUAUGGAUUUUUAUGCCUUUGGGAUUGUUCUUCGUGCGUGUUCGGGGUUGGCUAUGGUGAAUCAUGGGAAGGAGGUUCAUUGUAAGUAUGUGAGGAAAGGUGGAUGGAAAGAUGUUAUAAUUGAGUCUGCAUUGGUUGAUUUGUAUGCUAAAUGUGGUAUAGUUGAUUUUGCACAUAAGGUGUUUGCGAGUAUGGAGGUUAAGAAUUUGAUCACGUGGAACUCAAUGAUGAGUGGGUUUGCUCAGAAUGGUAGAGCGGUCGAGGCAUUGGCGAUGUUUGAGGAUAUGAUUAAGGAAGGGAUCAAGCCUGAUUCCAUCACUUUUGUUUCGGUUCUCUUUGCUUGCAGUCAUGCAGGUUUAAUUGAUGAAGGGAAAAGGUUGUUUGCUUUGAUGGGGGAAUUUGGUAUUAAGCCUUCCGUUGAACAUUAUAAUUGUAUGAUUGAUCUUUUGGGACGUGCUGAUUUUAUAGAAGAGGCUGGGUGUUGGUUGGAGAAUGCAGAUUGCAGAUACGAUAAAUCACUUUGGGCAGCUCUUCUUGGAGCUUGUACUAAGUCUUCCGACUAUAUAACUGCCGAACGCAUCGCAAAGAAGAUGAUUGAAUUGGAGCCCGACUUCCAUUUGAGUUAUGUUCUGCUUGGUAACAUUUACAAAGAAGUUGGGCGGUGGGACGAUGCCGUGGAGAUCAGGAAGUUGAUGGUAGAUAGAGGGGUUAAGAAGUUAACUGCUAAGAGCUGGAUUGAUAGUGAAAAUCGGAAUGGUUCUCAUGUGAACGUUUGUACGGAAAAAAGUAUUUCUAGCAUGCAGGAAGCUGUUUGAUGACAAAAAAAAAAGAGUAUGAGGAAUCUAGAAAUCUAUUUGCAUGUUGGAAAUAUACAGAAAAUCAAUGUGGCGUGAUGAUGAGGGAAUGGCGUGAGGUAGGGAGAGAGUAAUGGAGAGCUCAGGUGUUGAAAAUGUGAGUGACUUGGCACUUAAUACGAGCAUGCUAUUACCAAAACGCCCUUCUUAAUUUCUAUGCUAUAGUAAUUCUUUGAUAAGCCUAUGUGUGGGUUGUUACAAUAUUUUAAUUUUAUUAGUUUAAAAAAAAAUUCUUUAAUUAUAUAAAAA